This is a messenger RNA of Lymnaea stagnalis (great pond snail), 732 nucleotides long. NCBI's taxonomy places the organism in Eukaryota, Metazoa, Mollusca, Gastropoda, Lymnaeidae. The record is from the annotation of a GenBank genome assembly.
CGCAGAGCUGGCAGGUUCUCAGGAGAGGAAGAUGGCGAAGAUGAGGAGAGCUCUUCAGUCUCGAGUGAGAGGAGCACAUCUUUCGAGCGGCUUGGCAAAUUAAGCGCAGAGAAAUAUGCGACAAGCCCUCCUAGAAGAGGCAAGAUCGCAAAGGGGAAAGAAAGCAUACACGAAGAGAGCCGUCCGGCAGCACGCAAGCAUGGCAAAACAAUGGAAAGACUUGACAAAUUAGAUACAGAGGAAGAUAUGUCAAGUUUUCCAAGAAGAGGCAAGAUAGCAAAGGGGAAAGUGGGCCAAGAUGAAGAGAGGCUUUCAGACGUGAAUCUAAAGACGAAAUCCUUUGGAAGACUUGAACAACUAGGUCAAGACGAGGACUUGUCACGCCAGCCUAUGAGAGGCAAGAUCGCAAGAGGGAAGAAAAGCAAAGAUGACCAGAGCCCCUCGGUCUCGCGGAAGCAGGGCAAACCAGCACGCCAUGCUGAGGCUCUGGGUGAUGACGUCAGUUCUAUGGAGCGGACUAAAAAACCCAGAGCGGAAAAGCAAAGUGUUCAAGAAGGCAAACCGCACAUCUCAGACGACGACUUCGGGGUCGAGUUUCCCCGGGAGAGGAGAAAACGGGCGGGUCAAGGUCAGGAUCGGGGCAGUGACCAAGGUCUGGAUCUGGGUAUGGACCAAGGUUUAUCAAGCCAACGAGUAAAAAGCAGACGGGAAAGAACAAGAGAGGGAGAAGGC